Neocloeon triangulifer is the source of this 2281-nucleotide messenger RNA. Its product is annotated as angiotensin-converting enzyme-like. The transcript has 13 exons. Lineage: Eukaryota; Metazoa; Arthropoda; Insecta; Ephemeroptera; Baetidae. The record is from RefSeq and is a predicted model, not a curated record. Gene Ontology annotation, molecular function: peptidyl-dipeptidase activity; metallopeptidase activity. Gene Ontology annotation, biological process: proteolysis. The coding region runs from base 97 to 2142 and encodes 681 amino acids. Gene Ontology annotation, cellular component: plasma membrane.
UUCAAGCGGGUGCGGCCGGCGCGCAUAAAUCUCUGCCCUCAGCAGUCACGUGCUCCAGACCAGAGGUCGUCAUUCCACUCAGCCACCCGAGCACAAAUGGCCGCUCGCGCGCUGCUCCUGCUGGCCCUCGUGCUGGCCACCGAGGCCGCCGUGCCGAGGGUGAUGAAGAUCAAGCCCCUGGGCCGGGCACCCAAGUCGCUGACCAGAGACCUCAGGGUCCCCGGACCUGAGGAACAGGCCCUCACCGAGCAUCUCACUGGACCCUACGAGACCGAGGCCACCUCCUUGUGCAACCAAUUCGUUCUUGCCGACUGGGGCUACUCGACGGACAUCAACAAUCCGGCCGCUGAAGAAGCCCUGCUAAACGAGACCCUGAGGUUCGCCGCGUUCUCCCAGCAGCAGUGGGAAACGUACUUCCGCGACGCCAAUUGGGAAACUUACGAGCAAGCGGAUGUCAAACGUCAGGCCAUGUUCCUCUCCGUCCUGGGCACCGCCGCUCUUGACCCUGUAGCACUUGAGCAGUACAACAAAGAGAUUACCACAAUGACUGGCAUUUACGGCGCGGCUCGUAUCUGUCCAUACACAAACCAAAACUGCGACAUCGCCACAGAAGGCAUCCGUCUUGAACCGGAUAUGGAGACUGUCAUUUCGGGAUCGCGAGACUAUGAGGAGCUCAAGUACGUGUGGUCGCAGUGGCGUGACGCGUCCGGCGCCAAAAUGCGCACCAACUAUCAAAACUACGUCACCUUGAGCAACCAGGCUGCCCAGGCUAAUGGUUACGCUGACAUGGGUGAGAUGUGGCGUGCCGACUUUGAGACGCCCAACUUCCAGGCCGACAUACAGCGCCUGUGGCUCGAGGUCAAGCCCCUGUACGACAGGUUGCAUACCUACGCCCUGGCCAAGCUCAGGGAGGUCUACGGCGCGCAGAUCCCCGACGGACCUUUCAUUCCGGCGCACAUUCUUGGAAACAUGUGGGCUCAGUCUUGGGACAACAUUUACGACAUUCUUGAACCUUUCCCGAACGCGACCAAAAUUGAUAUUACCCAGGCCAUGAUUGAUCAGGGUUAUGAUGUGCCCCGAAUGUUUGCGGUGGCCAACGAGUUUUACACCUCUCUAGGUUUGGAACCGAUGGAAAUGUCAUAUGGUGACCUGGCCAUCAUUGAACAGCCCGAUGACCGCGAUAUUGUCUGCCACGCUUCUGCCUGGGACUUCUGCGAUGGACAAGACUUCAGAAUAAAGAUGUGCACCAAUGUGGAUGAAGAAGAUUUUAUCACCGUCCAUCAUGAGCUUGGCCACAUCGAGUACUUCAUUCUCUACAAAGACCAGCCUAUCACCUUCCGCAAGGGUGCCAAUCCUGGAUUCCAUGAGGCGGUUGGAGAUGUCAUCGCCCUGUCUGUGAAAAACCCUCAGCAUUACGCGACCAUCGGCCUGCUUCCCGAAUACACAGACUCGUAUGAAAAUUCCAUCAACACGCUGCUGCGCUUUGCCCUGUCCAAGGUUGCUUUCUUGCCAUUUGCGGUGCUCAUUGACAGCUGGCGUUGGGAGGUUUUCUCUGGAGCCACACCUGAAGCCAAUUGGAACACGCGCUGGUGGCAGCUCAGAGAAGAGCUGCAGCUGGUUUCUGCCCCUGUUCCGCGAACUGAGCAACACUUUGACCCUGGCGCAAAGUUCCACGUUCCUGGAAACUCUCAAUACAUCUCCUACUUCAUUGCGCACAUCCUGCAGUUCCAGCUGCACCGCGCUCUGUGUAUCGAGGCCGGACAAUACGACCCUGCUAACCCGGACGUCAAGCCACUGCACACCUGCGAUAUCUACAGGUCGACUGCCGCCGGCACCAGGCUCAGAAACGGACUGGCGCUCGGUGGCUCUCUUCUUUGGACCGAGACGCUUCAGCAGCUGACAGGCGAGACUCAGCUGAGCGGCACCGCUCUUCUUGAAUACUUCAAGCCCUUGUUUGAUUUCUUGGAGCCCGUUCCUGAAGUUUCCCAGCCCCAGCCUCUGGUUGGUGCCCAGGAAGACCCUCCGACGGAACCCGUUGACCAAACAGUUCCUAUCGUCGUUGGUGCCGUUCUCGGUGCUGUUGUCGUCAUCGCCUUGGUCGCUUACUUUGUCAAUCAGUACCGCAACAGAAACAAGGAUUAAGGAGCUCUCUAUGCUUUUUUUUUAAGAUAAAGAUUUUUGCAUGGUGUUGCAAUAUGGUUUGAUCAAAUCAAAGUUCUUCGUUCGGAGUAUUUGUAAACCUUUUGCUCAAUAAAUAAAAAAUUUACACAAGCUUAAUAAA